Molecule: messenger RNA, 1500 nt
Organism: Miscanthus lutarioriparius
Lineage: Eukaryota; Viridiplantae; Streptophyta; Magnoliopsida; Poales; Poaceae
Source: the annotation of a GenBank genome assembly
AUGGCGGGCCGCAGUGGGGCGAGGUGGUACUGGCCCCCAGCCAUGGCGGGGGCAGACGCACCCCCCGGCGCCGUGGCACGGUGGCCCAGGCCCCGUCCAUGGCGGGGCGGACCCGCCCCCAGCGUGGCAGCGCGGUGGCCCUGGCCCUCGGCCACCGGCGCGGCUGCUCCCUGGCAAGGGCGCGGCCAACUCCCCGACGCGGGAUGCGUCCGUCUCCACGGUGCGUGCGUGGCCGAGCCCCCGGCCCCGGGAGCACACGACUCCGUCGGCGUGAACUCGUUCUGCUGUCGCCUCCUUGCCUUUUCGCCGACCUCGGCUUCCCGCACAAUUGCCGCGCUGCCGGCGCAGGAUUGUAGCACAUCGGCACCUCCUCCGAGGCGGACUUUGUUACUGGACCUCGAUGACACGCUCGAUCCAAGUCCAGCAGCCAAUAGCUCUACCUUCUCCAACCACCAAUCCCAGCUACAAUCCAUGGCCUGCUCCUUAAGUCCUACUCAACAUCUUCCUGUUCUCGCCAGUGAUGGCAAGGCGCUGCAGGCACCACGCACAGGAACUCGCUGCCCACCACUACUUCGACCUCCUGUACGCAUCCAACAAUCUUCUUCAUUUGCUUUGAUGAAACGACUAAACUCCUCACAACAAACGGUCCGGCUCCGGUCGUCUCCUUUCAGUGGGGUUUCCAGCCAAAAGAAACCACGCUUCAAGGAGCAAGGCAGCCGUUCGGCAUCUCGUGAGCACGUGGUGCCACCUAAGAAGAGGAAGGCACCGCAUGUGAGGAGGUCCAAAAGGGAUACUUCGCCUGGUGUUCUCAAUGAUGAGGAUUGGGCCAUGCUCGAGCGGGAGGAAGAUGAGCAACCUCUUAAACAUGGCAAAGAAAUGAAGACUAGGAAGUCUGUGAGUGACCUUCCUGCCAUGCAAGAGCAGGAGACCUGUGUCUUCUAUCCAACUAGGAAGCAUCAGCAUGGUGCCAGCAAGUAUUUGAAGAGGUAUCCUUCCUUGAUCUUUAGCAUGUUGAGGUGCACCAUCAUGCCUAAGGUGGGAAACUUCGAUGUUGUUCGCUUUCCGUACUAUGAAGUGAUCCAAGGUGUUCUGUCUGGGGACAAGUUGAACAUGGUUGAGUGGAUGGCCGCUAGGAUGAUGGAGUGCAGGGCUUUGGAUGAGAAGUUCAUCAUGCAAGAACAGUUCCUUAGGGACAACUUCAUUGAUCCGAUGAUUGCCAAGGUGAACAGCCUGGCCGAUCAGAUGGAAAGGAUGGCCACCAAGGAAGAAUUGGGUGAGCUUCCUUCUGAGAUUGCCACACAAGUCCAAGCUACUGGGCAACUCAAGUGGACAGCCAAUGGUGAUUCCUCCAGGAGCCUUCCAUCCUCCGUCGUACCUACAGACACCACCGCCGCAGCAGCCUCGUCAGACUCCGCCCGACCAGUGAUUGUAGUCAUGCCUCGUCGUCAUCAUACUCCAGAGUUGGUUCCGCUCCAGUCCAUUAAGGGGGCGUUUAUUUGA